AUGGACGGAUUCGUCCAAACCCAGCCUGAAUCAAGCGGGGAAGCAAGCAGUCCCAAUAUGGCGCCAACGGCCCCAUCCCCCAGGGAACCACAUGGCGCCGCGCUGGAAAGGAUAGGAGACGAACUCCGCACCAUGGCAGCGGCAAUGGUGACCAAAACAGACCUCCUGGUCCUCACCACUACCAUCCAGGAUGCACUCAGGGCAGAGAUGGCGGGAAUUCGAGCGGAGGUGACGGCGCAGACGGGCCGCAUCCAGGAACUGGAACAAUCACAAGGUACUCAUGCCGCCAGACACCAGGCCACAGACACAGCCCUUGCACGUCAGGGGGAACUAUUGCUGCACAUGAGAAGGUCAGUCGAGGAUUUAGAUAACAGAAGUCGAAGGUGCAAUAUUAGGGUCCAAGGGGUCCAUGAACACGAGGGGGGGGGAAGAAGACAUCACGGACACUCUAACUAG
This is a messenger RNA of Pelobates cultripes (western spadefoot toad), 456 nucleotides long. Lineage: Eukaryota; Metazoa; Chordata; Amphibia; Anura; Pelobatidae. The record is from the annotation of a GenBank genome assembly.